UGCGCGGGCUCUGAGCAUCCUGUCCCGCCAUGUGCAAAGGACUGCCUUGGUUCCAGUACAGGAGGGUACAACUUAUGAAGGUGGUCUGGACAGUAGGGCAGGAUUUGACCUUAUCAUUGUUUGUUUGUGCUAAAAAUAUACUGUCAUUUAAUUACAAUUAGACUGUGUUACUUUUGCUUUAAAAUAAAUGGUUUUCUUUCCUGUUUCUCUGUGUUGAUGCCAGUGUAAGGCAAAGCUUUUAGACUAGUGCAUCUACAUAUGUAAUGAAGGAGAAUUUACAAUAGGAUCUUACUGUAUGUGACACGGAUAUAUCAUUCCCCCACCCCUUGGUAAAUUGUUUUGCUGGAGGCUACAUCAUUCUAUCAAGGUAGUAUGUUGGGAGUUGAUGGAAGCAUGAAUGAUUCACCAUGUACAAAGCCUAGCUGAACUGAGUUGAGCUGCAGCAUGUUGGGCUGGCCUUUGAUGCAGACUGGUUGGACAGGUUCCUGGUCUGCUGAGGAACCGGUUUGACAGGCCUGUUAUGCCAACAAAUUCUGGUAUGAUUCCAUGUUCUACAGAAUGUAGAAACCUGCCCAGCCAGUUAAAUGAAAGGCAUAUUAGGUUAUCCAUUGCACAUUGUAUGUAUCUUAGGUGCAGCAGAUCUCUUCUCAGCAUUCUCUAGUGUGGUCCACAGCAGCUUCCUCAUUUCAUUUAUGCCUGCGGUUUAUAGCUUAAGGGAAAAUCAGCAGGAAAUAUUCAUCAUCCCUGAUCGAGAACAGAACUUUUCACACUUAAAACAAAAGGGCAAUGGGUUCUACAAAGAAGCAUUGUAUGAUGGCUCAAGGUGAAGCAUUUCAGCUGUGAAGAUGUAUGGAGACCUCUAUCACGACUUCAGUUGGUGACCAGUAGUUAUCCGUAAUUCCAAAAGAUUACCUGGGGAGAUCCUCUUCAUUGUGGAACCCCUCAUAAGGCAGCAGGAGCAGCAGUAGGCAUGCAGCUGUCUUCAGAAAUAAACUUCAUAGCUAUGUAAUUUAAAACUAAAAAGGAUAGAGUGAACAAGUACCAUAGAUAAGAUAAGUGAAAACAGUUACAUUGGAAAAGACAAGAUGAAUGUUUCUGGAGGAAGUUGUGGGAGCCCUAGCUCUGCUGAAUCUACUGGUGACAUCUUCAAGGAUCUGUGGUCCAAACUAAAAGAAUGUCAUGAUAAAGAAGUACAAGGAUUACAGUUGAAAAUAUCCAAACUGAAAAAGGAAAGGUGUUUGGAUGCAGAGAGGCUUGAAGAGUUUUAUACCAAAAAUCAACAGCUGAGAGAGUAUCAGAAAGGACUUCAUGACACUAUCAAAGUUUUAGAAGACAGAUUAAGAGCAGGAUUAUGUGAUCGCUGUGCAGUAACUGAGGAGCAUAUGAGAAAGAAACAGCAGGAGUUUGAAAAUAUCCGGCAACAGAACCUUAAACUUAUUACGGAACUUAUGAAUGAAAAAAACAACUUACAGGAUGAAAAUAAAAAGAUAUCUGAACAGCUUCAGCACUUGCAGAAGCAGAUGAAGGGGAGAGAUCAACAAGCAGUGGAAUUGGAGGAAGGGGUCAUUCCAGAUUCACCAGUUCAGUCUUUUUCAUUAUCCAUGGUUAAUCGUAUCCGAAGAAAGAAAGAGAACAGGCAUGUCCGAUACACAGAACAAACACAUACGGAUCUGAAGCAUUCUGAAAGCACUAAUGAGUUUGGAAAAGUUUCAUUGUCGUCAUCCACUCAAAUUCCUAACCAUGGUGGAAAGGAAAUACUAGUGGCAGACACCUGUGACCAAGAACUGUCCCCUAGAGCAAAUAAACAAGGGAUGGGAAGCUAUCCUGUUGCACAGCCAUCUUUUAACUUGGCUGCAGUUGUUGCAGAAACAAUUGGACUUAUUCAAGAAGAAUCUGAGUCCCAGAGCGUACUGAAUGCUCUUAAAAGUAACAUUCCAAUGACCCAGGUGCCUCAGAGCCCACAGUGGGAAGAUUCCAGAAAACAGCUAGCUCAGGAAUCAUCAAGAAAUAAUGACAAUUUGGGACUUUCAGAUCCAUCUCAGAACACUCCACCAGAUGUAGAGUGGGAUUCUCAGGUAGCUUCUCCUGUUUUCGGAGCAUCUAACAACAUGAAGAACUGCCUGACUUCAAGUCUUUCACCUUCUGUUUUAGAAACAGGACUGAAGUCCGAUGCCAAAAAAAACCCUUUCAACAGUACUUUCAAUUCUAGAUCUCAUAAAGUUAGAUCAAAAUCUGAAGAUGUUGCUCUUGUUGCACCACUUAAUCUUGGGGCUGAAGUAAACUCUGUUAUCAGCCAGAUCUCAGCCAGUAGGCAGAUGGUUGUGAAAAGCGAUGUUAAUGAAUCCAUAACUUGUGUGGUCAACACUUGCUCAGGUAAAGAUGAGAUGAUCAAGAAUGACUUCCUCCUUGCACCCCACAAACAAGUGGCAGAUAGAUAUGCUAAAAGAAAGAAAACAGAAGAUGAGCGUGUGACUAGCUGUGAAAAAACAUCUUUCAACAAAGAAAACUCUUCCCCUUUUCAAGCGGACUUUCAACCUGUUAAUGGAGAUCAUAUAAUUGAUAAGCCACUGGACCUGUCUGAUCGUUUUUCUGCUAUUCACUGUCAAGAAAAAAGCUCAAGAAGUGAUGAGGUCUGUAAAAAUAAACUAAGACAGGUCAUGCUGCAUGAUGUUUUUUCACAGCUGGUGAAGCCCAUUCCAAAGGGUUCUUCAUCCAUCCAAAAUAGCAACAAUGGAAGCUAUUUGUCAGGAAAAGAGUCACAAGAAGAUCCCUAUGUACAGGAGAUGAUUCUCCAGUCACAUGGCAAAACAUGCCCAGAUAAAAAACCUUUGAUGCAAAUAAAAGAAGAAAUCUCUGCUUUCAAAAUUCCAUCAUUGCCAAACACAGUGGAGACAGAACUACUUUUUGAUGACAUGAAGGUUGCCAGUGGCCAUGAACCAUUUAGAAAGAAAACCAGGACAGAACAUGGAGAAUGUGAGCUGGCAUCUGUGCUUCAACCAAACCCUUGUAGAAUAACAAAAACUAAACCACUGCAAAAUGAACAAGAUAAACCAUCCUUAGAAAAUAUGCAGUGGAGUAUAGAUCCAGGAGCAGACAUUUCCCAAUACAAAAUGGAUAUUACGGUUAUUGGCACUAAGGAAGGCUCUCAAUCAAGAGUAGGAGGAGAGACUGACAUGGAUUACACAUAUGUUAGUGAAAGCAUGCUAUUAAAAAUGAAAACCCAAGAGCAGAAAGGAGAAAGCAGUCCAAAGGGAGAAAGAAAAAUGAAUGACAGCUUAGCAGAAAUGUUUGAUCAGACGUCAUAUGAAGAAUAUAAAUCUUGUCUAGAAGAGGAUAGUUCUUCAGCAUGUGAUGAAAAAGAAAAUCCUCUUGAGGAAGAGGAGGAAAAUGUGGAAGUGUCAUCAGCAAGCAAACUAAUGAAGCAUGAGAAUAAACAAGAUAAAACCAAGCAGAAAGCUUUUGUGGAGCCAUAUUUUAAAAGUGAUGAAAGAAAAAAUACUGUGUUAGGUUUUCCUCAUAUUGAGGUUGUUCGGAAGAGAGAAGAGAGAAGAAAAUUGCUGGGCCAUACCUGUAAGGAAUGUGAAAUAUAUUAUGCAGAUAUUCCAGAAGGGGAGAGAGAAAAGAAGUUAGCUGCUUGUUCAAGACAUCGCUUCCGCUACAUUCCUCCUAGUACACCAGAAAACUUCUGGGAGGUUGGAUUUCCUUCUACUCAGACUUGUGUGGAAAGAGGCUAUAUUAAAGAGGAUCUUGCGCCCUGUCACCGUCCAAAAAGAAGGCAGCCUUACAAUGUGAUGUUUUCUCCAAAAGGCAAAGAACAGAAGACAUAAAUGAUGGGGAAACAAAGCACAUAAAUGUGGGGAAAGUCUUUCUUUCCUGUCAUUAGAUAUUUAUAGUUAAUAUAAACUUGAAAUAAAAAUACUGUGGAUUUUUCCAAAACGAUAAAUCAUUUCAUUAGAUAUGUAAAUCAUUUCCCUCUUAGAAAGUUCAUUUGAAAAUCUGAAGUAUGUAUCAGGAAACACUACUAUUUAAUGUAUGUUUGUUUAAUUUUGUGUUAAUAUGUUUUGUCUUAAUUUUGCACCUUUAAGACAGUAGGUCUGCUCCCGUUUCCUCCCAUUGAAGUCAAUGGCUAAAUGCCCAUUGGACCAUAUCCAAACUUGAAGUAAAGUGGGUGUGACUUCUUUGAACUCAGUGGAGUUCUAUAUGCUCAUUCUAAGUCUAAAUGUUGCUUAUAAAUUUCAGUGGGAGCAGGACUGGACCUGGUGGGGUGCUUCCAUUUUGCACUGGAUAACUUAAAGGAUUCCCUUUUUUGUAAUAAUUGUGAUAUAUCUAAUUGCAAUAAACAAAGUAGUAUUUAUUAAUGA
Molecule: messenger RNA, 4361 nt
Organism: Dermochelys coriacea (leatherback sea turtle)
Lineage: Eukaryota; Metazoa; Chordata; Testudines; Dermochelyidae
Gene: RBBP8
Product: RB binding protein 8, endonuclease
Exons: 21
Coding region: 1086-3827 (913 amino acids)
Biological process (GO): DNA double-strand break processing involved in repair via single-strand annealing; double-strand break repair via homologous recombination
Cellular component (GO): site of double-strand break
Molecular function (GO): double-strand/single-strand DNA junction binding; damaged DNA binding; single-stranded DNA binding
Source: RefSeq, a predicted model, not a curated record